Molecule: messenger RNA, 618 nt
Organism: Paramuricea clavata
Lineage: Eukaryota; Metazoa; Cnidaria; Anthozoa; Malacalcyonacea; Plexauridae
Source: the annotation of a GenBank genome assembly
AUGGAUGGGCCGGGUAUGAUAAACUUAAGCCAUUUGGCUUUCCUGUCCAUGGAGCUAUUGAUGGAUUCAGUAGAAAAAAUUUGUGGUUAAACGUGACUCGCUCCAAUAAUUCUCCAGACAAUAUUGCUCAAUACUAUUUAUUUAAAUGCUGUAGGUGAAUUUAAUGGGUGUCCAAAAGUAUUAAUAUCAGAUAUGGGUACUGAGAAUGGAUUGGCAGCAUCAAUCCAGUGUUAUUUUAGGGAUGAAUUUGGAGCUCAUCGCUAUGUGCCAUCGACACGAAAUCAACGCAUAGAAGCGUGGUGGUCAUUUUUUGUGCGAAAUAGGUCAUCAUGGUGGAGGAAUCACUUCAAAGACAUGGAGUCAGACGGAAUGUUAGAUUGUGCUGCUGAAAUAAGGAUGGAAUGUCUUUGGUAUUGCUUCGCAGAACUUAUUCAAAAUGACUUAGAUUUUGUAAAAGAGCAUUGGAACUGUCACCGAAUUAAAAAAUCAAGGCAUAAUACAAGAUCAGGACGUCCCGAUUCUCUUUUCUUCCUACCAGAACAUCAUGGUGCUAUUAAUCUUUUGAGUAUAGUCCCUCAAGAAGAGAUUGACUAUGUUUCCCAGCCUGUAGUGUAUUGA